AUGAUCGCUUCAACAACCGUCCUCCCCCUCUCAUCAGCAGAGAAGAUAGCGUCGUACCAACUUCUCCCGCCCAAUGGCCUAGCGAGCGAGGCAGCCCAGGCAGCGCACCGCAUCAACAUCCUCAACAGCUGGGGCACAGACGUGAUCAAGCCCGGCAGCCGCGUCCUCGAGAUCGGCUGCGGGCAGGGCAACUGCACCGCCGUGCUGGCCGAGGCGGUCGGCCCGACGGGCCACGUCGAUGCGUGCGACCCCGCCCCGCCAGACUACGGAGCGCCAUUCACGCUUGCCGAGGCGCAGACGCACCUUUCGGAGAGCGAGAUUGGCAGCAGGAUUACAUGGCACAGGGGGAAGCCUUGGGAGCCCGCCGCACCGGAUCAGGAAGGGACAGGUGUAUCCGAACGGAGGUGGGAUGUCGUCGUGCUGGCGCACUGUGUGUGGUACUUCAAGGGGCGCGAUGAGCUUUCCAAUAUCCUUGGGGAUCUGAAGGCAAAGGUAAUAGAGGGCGGCAAGGUGUGUAUCGCGGAAUACGUGCUGCACGCCACGGAGAAGGCGGCGUGGCCUCAUGUCCUGGCCGCCUUGGCGCAAGGGACCUUGCAGGCGCUGAGGACCGAGGAGAGCCAGGAAAAUAUCCAGACACCUCUCAGUCCCCACCAGAUCAAGUUUAUCGCCCAUGAUCAGGCCUGGCGCCUUGAUCAUGAGGCAGUGCUUGUUCCCGAGGACGGUCUCCUAGAUGGGAGCUGGGAAGCUGGAUCAAUUGCUAGUGAGGAUUUCUUGGGAGAGGUGGAACAAUCCGUGGCUAGGAAGGAUUGGAAAUCAGAUGCAAUGUUGAAAGCCAUGCGUGCGUCGGUUCUAGUUGCCGUGGAAGCUGUUGGUGGUGUGAAGAAGACGCGAACGAUGGAUGUGUGGACGGGCGUGUUCUCCACAAACGUGGACCAGCGACAGUGA
Molecule: messenger RNA, 945 nt
Organism: Diaporthe citri
Lineage: Eukaryota; Fungi; Ascomycota; Sordariomycetes; Diaporthales; Diaporthaceae
Exons: 1
Coding region: 1-945 (314 amino acids)
Source: RefSeq, a predicted model, not a curated record